This is a messenger RNA of Cyphellophora attinorum, 726 nucleotides long. RefSeq lists its product as uncharacterized. The transcript has 3 exons. The coding region runs from base 1 to 726 and encodes 241 amino acids. NCBI's taxonomy places the organism in Eukaryota, Fungi, Ascomycota, Eurotiomycetes, Chaetothyriales, Cyphellophoraceae. The record is from RefSeq and is a predicted model, not a curated record.
AUGGACGAAACAGACUGGGAACCGACUAACGUUUCCACAACGAUGCCGACAAUGUCGAAAGAGUCAUUCGAUGCGAAGGUCCGACAGCGCCUACACCGAGAGACCAGGUCUGGAGAUAAGACCAGCUUCAAGGCACCUCGACAGGCCAUCUCGACGCCAGAUCGCGCUCAGUCAACGACAGUGACCCCGGCGGAAGCAGCGUUGAGAGCGAGGGUCCUGGAGUAUCAACGCCACCUCUGGAAGAUCAAGUGUGGAGACAAGCCAAGCGACGAGGUACCACUGCUCACUAUCGAAGAGGUGGUGGAUAGUAUGGACCACGAAUUCCUCCUGGGUCUAUUCACAGAGUUCUUCAAGUGCGAUCCUGAAUGGAGCGUAGGCAAUUCGAGGCAGGAGAUGUCGGACUGGGCUGAGGGGUUGGAUGAUAUACCGGAAGCCUUCGCUCGGUGGGCGCGUCGGUUUCUCAAGGAUGGUGCGAUCGACUACACUGCUGGUACGGAACGGCAGUCUGAAGACAUCAUCAUGUGCCAGAUCUGUCGGAAGUGUCUCGAUGGAAACCCCCAAGGCAAAGAUCGCCAAUCGACCGCAGCUGGGACAAAUACUUUGAAACGUCUGCUCCUACGAUGUGGACGCCGGUUUAGAGGUCUCUUCUCGUCGGUGAGAAACUUCGCCAAGCAGGAUACAGCAGCCGGCCAACAGUCCUCCGAGCUUGAGGAGAAGGGCGAGUAG